Messenger RNA from Spodoptera littoralis (African cotton leafworm), 1482 nucleotides. Lineage: Eukaryota; Metazoa; Arthropoda; Insecta; Lepidoptera; Noctuidae. The record is from the annotation of a GenBank genome assembly.
AUGAUUUUGUUUUUAGUACCUGUUAUUUUUGUGUUAGUUUUAUUAGUGUCAUGGAUUAGUUUAGUUAGAGAGAGUCGCCGGUUUAAUAUCAAUGGGCCGAUGCCCUUACCUAUUAUCGGCAAUGCUCACAUGUUCAUGGCUAAAUCUACAGAGUUCUUAGACUUGGUCACACGGUAUUCGGAAAAGUAUGGUAAAGUGUUCCGUGUGCAUUUUCUAUCGGUUCCUACUGUGAUCGUCUGUGAUGCUAAAUUCGCUCAGGAGAUAGUAUCCAGUCAGGAGCACAUCAGCAAAGGUGGACCCUACAAACUGCUGGAAUGUUGGCUUGGUCAGGGUCUACUCACUUCUGGAGGUCAAAGAUGGAAGAGUCAUCGAAGGUUCUUGACUCCCGCGUUCCACUUUAAUAUCCUGCAAAACUUCCUCCCCGUGUUCUGCAAGAACCAGCGCGUGCUGACGGAGAAGCUGCGAGGACUCGCCGACGGCCGCCCAAUUGACAUGUUCCCUAUUGUCGCUUUGGCUGCUCUUGAUAAUGUUACAGAAUCCAUUAUGGGUAUCAGCGUCGACGCUCAAGGACAUGAAAGCGAAUCUGCCUAUGUGAAAUCAAUUGAAGAAAUGUCAUCUAUAGUAGCCAUGAGAAUACAAAUUCCAAUUCUUGGUCCAGACGUCGUGUUUAAUUUAACCCGGUAUAAGGGCAUUCAAACGAAAGCAUUGAAGGUGUUACAUCAACACACUAAAAAAGUAAUUGAUGAGAGAAGACAACAGUUGAAGAACGCUAACAUAACCAGUCUUAAUGCAAGUAACGAUGUCGGAAUAAGGAACAAGCAUGCGUUCUUGGAUUUGCUGCUGCUUGGUGAAAUUGAUGGCCAAAAGAUUGACGAUGAGAGCGUGAGAGAAGAGGUCGACACAUUCAUGUUUGAAGGUCACGACACAACGACUUCUGGUAUAUCAUACGCACUCUACUGUCUGUCUCAGCGUAGACAUAUUCAGGAGAAGAUAUAUGAAGAGUUGCAAACUAUUUUCGGUGACAAUAUGGACAGAGACCCAACGUACCAGGAACUUGGUCAAAUGAAAUACUUGGAGAUGGUCCUCAAGGAGUCGAUGCGGCUGUACCCACCAGUAGCUUUUAUUGAGCGAAGAAUAACAAGAGACUGUGAGAUCGGAGGCCUAAAAAUGGUCAAAGAUACAUCAGUCAUUCUAAAUAUCUACCAGAUUCAACGUCAACCAGACAUGUUUGAAGAUCCUUUGGAGUUCCGUCCCGAAAGAUUCGAGGAGUCUCUAAAGAACCCCUUCAGUUUUCUGGCAUUCAGCGCUGGUCCUAGGAAUUGUAUUGGUCAAAAGUUCGCGAUGAUGGAACUGAAGAUCACUAUUUCGGAGAUUAUCAAGCACUUCCACAUAUUACCUGUUGAUGUAACGCCCCAGUUAUGUUCUGACCUCAUUUUGAGAUCAAAGAAUGGUGUCAAUGUAAGAUUUAUGCCAAGAAAAUGA